AUGUCUCGUGCCAAGGAGCGCCUGAAAGGCGGGAAUGAGUCUAAGGACAGCGUCACUUUGCUGCCAUGCUUUUAUUUUGUAGAGCUCCCUAUCCUGGCCUCCUCAGUCGUCAGUCUUUAUUUCCUGGAGCUCACCGAUAUUUUCCAGCCGGUCCACUCCGGGUACAGUUGUAAUGACCGCAGCCUGUCGCUGCCCUACAUCCUGCCCAGACAGGAAGUCUGCCCCCUGCCGCUGCUCUUCAGCUUGGCCUUCGCUGCUCCGACUGCUACGAUUCUUAUAGGAGAAGCCAUUCUGUACUGCUAUCUAUCCAGGAGGUCAUCAGCUGCACAGACGGAGGCCAACAUCAAUGCUGCAGGCUGUAAUUUCAACUCCUACAUUCGCAGGGCUGUGCGCUUUAUAGGCGUCCAUAUCUUUGGCCUGUGUGUGACAGCACUGAUAACGGAUAUUCUCCAGCUGUCCACCGGUCAGCACACGCCUUACUGGUUGGAUGUGUGUAAACCGAACCUGACCCACAUUAACAUGUCCACCUGUGAUGAAGCUUUUAUUCUGGAGGAUAUCUGCUCUGGACAGGACGCUGGCCUCAUCAACGCCGGGAGGAAGUCUUUCCCUUCCCAGCAUGCAACACUGGCUGCCUUUGCUGCUGUCUACAUCUCAAUGUACUUCAACACGCUGCUGACUGACUCGGCCAAGCUCUUGAAGCCUGUCCUGGUGUUCUCUUUCGUCAUGCUCGCCAUCCUGGCAGGACUGACCCGGAUCAUCCAGUUCAGAAACCAUCCUGUCGAUGUUUACUGCGGAUGGUUGCUCGGAGCUGCCAUCGCAAUUUACCUGGGUGUGUAUGCUGUGGGGAAUUUCCAGCCAAGUAAGGAUCGAUCAAGAAGUAGACCAGCUCCACCUACCCUGAGAGAACCCCCCCUGUCCUCCUUGGCUAAUGUUAGCCAGUCAGCAAUGAGCAACAGUCACCCAGGUCACCUAACCCUGGCACCCAGCCAACCAGAGCCCAUCAUUACAAGGACCUCAUCGCACACCUUGUCCCCCAACCGACCAGCACCCAUUCUGACACGAAGCGCCUCUUACCGAGAGCCCUCUAUGUCCAACCUGAAGAGGGCCAGCGCUGAAAUUGAGGUGUUAACUCCAUCCAGUCCCCUCGGUAACCAUGAUAACAUGAUGACAUUCAGCAGCAGCACUCUGCCACGUUCCCAUGGAGGAUAUGCGUUUGAGGAGGGUCGCAUUCCUCGCCGUCAUACCACCAUCCACGCCUCGAUGGAUUCAACCCGAUCCAAACAGCUGCUCAGCCAAUGGAAAAACAAAAAUGACAAUAGGAAGCUGUCCUUACAGGUGAUGGAUGGAAUAAGGCCAGCCUCGUCUUCAUCCCCUCAGAGGAACAUGGAGUUGCGCUGCUCCUCUGAACCGUUAGCCAUGGGCCUUGAGGUGGAGCACAUGGCUGGUACACAUCUGCCCUCAGUCCCUAGUCAGGAAGCAGAGCUGCGAGCUGGAGCCCACAUACCAGCUCAGUACAUGAAACUAGCAGCAAGCACUGCCAACCAUAACCACCUGACCCAUAAUGGAAGCACUGGUUUAGCUGGUGGGGCAAGAGUUUCUAUCCAGUCUCGGCCUGGAUCUUCACAGCUGGUUCACAUUCCUGAGGAGGAAAACCCCAACUGCAGGGAUCAGGAGAGUGAAUCAGAGGACAGCAUUAUGGAUGGGGGUGGGUCGGUCAGAGAGAAGUGGCUUAGAGUGGCUGAAAGGACCACCAUCCCCUGUAGACCUCUCAGUGCAGGCGGACAGCCUCGUCUAAUGCAGGUAAUAGCCUUAUCCAAACAGCAGGGCCUCCUUCACUCUCCACGAUCAGAGGAUGGUGGCAGUACUGUCAGCUGCACCGGAUCCAUCCGAUACCGAGCCCUCACCGACCAGGAUCCGUCUCCACCGGCCUCAACCACCGGGGCAGUAGGAGGAGGAGGAGGAGGAGGAGGUCUGGAACGAACCGGCAGUAUAGUCCGGGUCGACGCCCACCCUGAGUCCAGAGCAAACAAACCUGUGGUGAGACCUCCGAGCAGAGACGGAAGUGGCUCGUGGCGCUGGAAACCACCAGAACAGCGAGCUUCACUCCAACAGUCGGCCUUCAACCUCAAUGACCUGAACAGAAACACAGACAGUGAAUCUCUGAAGGACGGAGGCUCGGUGGACGGGCGGAGGAGCGUCACAGUGGCUGAAAUGGAGAGUGGAUAUGGUGGAGAUGGAGGAACAGGAGGGGGACAUGAAACAGGAGAGGGGGGAGGAAAUGUAUACACAAACCAUCCACAUGUUGUACACCCUCUACAUCCCCUACAUCCAAACAACCCCAACAACUUCCAGCAGCCCAGUUUAAACCCCAACAGUCCCAGUAAUCCCAGUGUCAAUAACUCUCAGUUAAACUUCAACCCCAUGCAUAACUCGGGUGUGCCAUUCAUUCAGACGGACGCCUUCGCUCCUCCCUUUCACCCCCACCCUCAGGCCAUCACUACCAUUAGGGUCACUCCAGUGGAGGUAACAGCUGCCAGCAGCGACGGGGGCUCAGACUCCCAGUCAGUUGCCUCAUCCAGCCGUGAGUCCACUCUGAGGAGGCAGAGCGGCCCCCAGAUCAUCCAGGUCCCUGAACGUGUUCCCCCUCCUGAUCUCCAUAACAACCACCGCCUCAGUGACGACGGUAACCGCGUCGACAACGAGAGCAGCAACCGUUUCCACGAAAACCUGCGAAGUUUUCAGGAAAACCCCAUCCAUUUCAACCACCCCAACCACCACAACAGGCAGUUUCAAGGGAUGUUUGUUCGUCCCAGUCCAACCCCUCCCCCCACCUUACCCCGCCCUAUCAUGACUCACACUCCACCCCCUAAUUUGGGACUGGCCUAUAAAGAGUGA
Molecule: messenger RNA, 2895 nt
Organism: Cheilinus undulatus (humphead wrasse)
Lineage: Eukaryota; Metazoa; Chordata; Actinopteri; Labriformes; Labridae
Product: 2-lysophosphatidate phosphatase PLPPR4-like
Exons: 11
Coding region: 1-2895 (964 amino acids)
Biological process (GO): axonogenesis; phospholipid metabolic process; phospholipid dephosphorylation
Molecular function (GO): phosphatidate phosphatase activity
Source: RefSeq, a predicted model, not a curated record